This is a messenger RNA of Dovyalis caffra, 591 nucleotides long. The record is from the annotation of a GenBank genome assembly. Lineage: Eukaryota; Viridiplantae; Streptophyta; Magnoliopsida; Malpighiales; Salicaceae.
AUGGAUUUCUCGUCUUCUUCGCUUGAAGUCUGUGGCUCAACUAAAACACUGGUGGAAGACAAGGAGCUCAACUUAGCUCAACUUGAGGACAUAGAAAUGAAAACUGAAGCAGUUGCUGGGAGAUGUUCAAUUGACAACGUCUAUCGGAAAUCUGGUGUCACUAAGCUGGAGAAACCAGGAUCAGACAAGAAGGCUUGUGCUUGUGAUACUUUAACAGAAGACAGAGAACAUAUCGAGGAAAUAAAGGAGUUGCAUGCAUACCUUGACAUGGUGAAAACGAUGGUGAGACCAGGUUGCUCACCGGAAGUGCUGAAAAUGGCUUUGAAUUCCAUGUCAACACUUUUCAACAUCCUCACCUUUGCAUCCUCAACGACUAGACCCCCCAAAAAUGGCACACAGGAAAACAGGGGAGAAGCAAUGGUAAUUGAUAAAGCACUGAUGACGCGAGAGAUGAUCUGCAAUCCAUCAUGUGACAUAUUGUCUGAUGAUCUCAUGCCAUUCCUAACUUUUCCACCAAAAAUUGUGCCGGACGACGCUGCAGCUCACAACGGGAAACUAACAAUUAAUUCCAGAAAUCACCGUCAAAGGUGA